AUGUCUCGAAUCUCGUUUGCAUCAGUGGCCGCCAUGCCGCGGCAUGCCUCAUCCCGUACUGAAGACACUGUUGGCAGGGCGGCUGGUAUGAGAGAAUGCCGUUUCCAUCGUCAUCGUGCCGGGGACGGAGAUUAUGGCGCCCUCUUGUCUCUCUCUGCAAAGUCUGAGAGGGCAGCAGCGACCGACCCCAGUCGGCUCAGCCCAGGCCAAGCAGCCCAGGCCCAUGCCGCAAAGAAAGAAGCGAAGACGCAGGCACAGACCGGCGCAGGCAGGCCGCAGGCGAGCAAUGGCAGGCACGGCAGGCACUGA
Molecule: messenger RNA, 309 nt
Organism: Colletotrichum costaricense
Lineage: Eukaryota; Fungi; Ascomycota; Sordariomycetes; Glomerellales; Glomerellaceae
Exons: 2
Coding region: 1-309 (102 amino acids)
Source: RefSeq, a predicted model, not a curated record